Molecule: messenger RNA, 1329 nt
Organism: Arachis ipaensis
Lineage: Eukaryota; Viridiplantae; Streptophyta; Magnoliopsida; Fabales; Fabaceae
Source: RefSeq, a predicted model, not a curated record
AUGCCUGUUCUGUUUGCUGAUUCUGUUUGCUGGUUCAUGAAUAUGCUCUAUGCUUCUGUUUGCUCUAUGCUCGACCAUUCUAUGGAACAAUCACAAAGUAACUCACAGCCACAAGAUAAUGCUGCUCAAAAUUCUCAAACUGGUUCAUCUAGAGGUAAAUCUGAUCCAGCUUGGCAAUAUUUUACAGUGAAUGAAAGAGAAGCGGAAGAAGAGGGUGAGGCGCCUAAUCCUGUACAACCUCCGGCUCCUGCAACAAUGGGAGACAAAGGAAAGAGAAGAGCGAUUGCUGCUACUCCAAUUGGAAGUUAUUUUAAGGAAAGGACUAUACCAGGCUCUCAACCAGCUUUGAAAAGUGUCUUGGCCAGUAAACAAGUUAAACACAAGGUUAAGUUGGGGCUUGCAAGAUGGAUCAUUGAUGCACGGAUUCCAUUCAAUGCAAUUCAAUCGCCUUACUUUCAACCUGCCUUGGACGGCGUUGAUGCAAUUGGACCUGGUUUCAAGGGACCGUCGUAUGACGAAAUGAGAGUUCAUUUGCUGGCCGAUCUUAAGAAGGAGUGUCAGUUACUUGUUGAAGGUUAUAGGAGCUCGUGGAAAAGGACUGGUUGUACACUGAUGGCAGAUGGCUGGACUGAUCAAAGGCAGCGUACGUUAAUUAAUUUUCUAGUUUAUUGUCCUGCUGGUAUGUCAUUUGUUAAGUCUGUUGAUGCUUCUGAUAUGAUAAAAACUGCCGAUACCUUGUUUAAAUUGUUUGCUGAGGUUAUUGAGUGGGUUGGGUCUAGUAACAUUGUGCAUGUGGUUACUGAUAAUGCUGCGAAUUAUGUAUCUGCUGGAAAACUCAUUCAUGAAAAGUAUCCAAAUAUUUUUUGGUCUCCUUGUGCUGCUCAUUGCAUCAAUCUUAUCUUAAAAGACAUAGCAAGUCUUCCUCACAUAGCUGACCUUGCCUCUCGUGCUUCAAAAGUGACUGUCUUUGUUUACAAUCAUAUGAUUUUCUUGUCAUGGCUUAGAAAAAGAAAAGAGUGGAAAGAAAUUGUUCAACCAGGUGUAACACGUUUUGCUACUGUUUUCAUUACUUUGAAAAGUAUAUAUGAUCAUAAACAAGACUUGCAAGCAUUGGUGAUUGACAAAUAUUUCACUUCUCAUAAAUUAUCCAAGAGUGUCAAUGGGAAGAUGUUAUUGAGGCUUGUUGAUGCUGAUGAGAAACCUUCUCUGGGUAUCGUGUAUACGGGCAUGCAAAGAGCCAAAAUUAAUAUCAAGACAAUGUUUAGAAAUAGGAAAUCUGCAUACACACCUUAUACAAUGAGGGGUUUGUUAAGAAGGCAAAUAUCUUGA